AUGCAAGCCCCAACCUGCGACCUGGCAAAGCCAAUGGGCAAGGAAACUGCAAACACAAACACUAUAGAAAAGUGGAAAGAAGAUUUGAGAGCCAUGAAGGGUUAUGAGCCACGUUCAAGUUCCUCUUGUGCAGCCUGCAAGUUCUUGAAGAGAAGAUGCAUACCAAAUUGUAUAUUUGCACCUUACUUUCGCUCUGAUGAGUGCAAGAAAUUCGCCAAGGUCCACAAGGUGUUUGGAGCUAGCAAUGUGAGCAAGAUCCUGAUCGAAGUUCCUGAGGAGCAGAGAGAGGACACGGUGAAUUCUCUUGCUUAUGAGGCAGAAGCGAGGCUUAGGGACCCCAUUUAUGGAUGCAUUGGUGCCAUAGCUCUACUUCAAAGGAAGAUGGUGGAGCUUCAACAUGACCUUGCCAUUGCUAAGGACCGUCUUGCUCGUUAUGCUGCUGCUGCCACCACUCCUUCCACCACCACCACCACCGCCACCACCGAUACCUUCAAUUCCCAUGUUAGUUUGCCACCCUUCCCUGAAUUUUUCUCUUUCGCUGAUUUCAAUGACAACUUCUGCCACACCUCUUCCUCUCAAUCUCCACCAUUGACCAGACAUGAAUCGGUCGAUGAUUUCAUUCAAAUCCCUUAUAUAUUGUGA
Molecule: messenger RNA, 642 nt
Organism: Sphenostylis stenocarpa
Lineage: Eukaryota; Viridiplantae; Streptophyta; Magnoliopsida; Fabales; Fabaceae
Source: the annotation of a GenBank genome assembly